AUGUCGCUGCCCUUGAAGUCGUCUGCUUCUCAGUUUGCUGCUGCUCCUGCUGCUGCAGCAGCAGCAGCAGGAGCAGCAGAGACAGGAGCAGCAGCUCCAACAGGAGCAGCAAAAAGCUUUGCUUCUUUUGCUGCGCGUCUGCAUGCAGGGGCCCGCAGCAGCAGCGACCUCUUCCACUCUCUAGCGGGCCUCAUCCCUGCUGCUGCUGCUGCAGAUCCAGCAGCAUCAGCAGCAGCAGGAACAGCUGCUGCUGCUUCGCGGGUUGAACCCCUGAAGAAGCCUUUGGCGGCAGUAGCUGCUGCAGCAGAGCAGCAGCAGCAGCAGCAGCAACAGCUGCAGCAGCAGCAGCAGCAGCAGCAUGAAGACCUGGACGACUUAGAUGGGCCUGUGCUGCUGCGGCAGCUGCAACAGCGGGAGUCAGAAGUGCAGCUGCUGCUGAGCCGCAACAAGCAGCAGGAAGCAGCAGCAGCAGCAGCGCAACAGCAGCUGCACCAGCUGCAGCAACGUCAGCGGCAAGAGCACACGCUGCUGCUGGAUGUGCUUCAGCGUUUUGGUGUAGUCGACGAGAAGUUUGUUGCUGCUGCUGCUGCUGCUGCAGCAGACCCCUCCAGCAGCAGCAGCAGCAACAGCAGCAGCGAGAUCGAUGUUUUUGUCUGCGCGCAGCGCCUGUCUUCGCAUUUGCUGCGGCUGGAGACAGACAGAGAGGCCCUUGCUUCUUUUUGUUUGCUGCUGUUCCCUCGUGAGCUGUCUCUGCAGCUGGUUGCUGCUGCUGCUGCUGCUGCUACAGGUGGAGAUGCUGCAGCAGCAGCAGCAGCUGCUGCUGCUGCACGCGCAGCACCGCAUCUCUCCUCAGCCGUGCUGCACCGCAAGUGGUUGGAGGGAGAAGAAGAGCGGCAGCUAAGCAGCAGCAAGACAAAUGCGCAGCAGCAGCAGCAGAUGCUGUUGCUGCAACAGCAGCAGCAAGAGCUCCAGCAGCAGCAGCAACUGCAGCAGCAGCAGGAAGAAAGGCUUGUACAGCUGCAGCAGCAAAUCGCCACACUCACAAGGGAGAAAGCUGCGCUGCUGCUGCAGCUGCUGCAGCAGAGAAAGGCUGCUGCUGCAGCAGUUGCUGCUGCAGCCGCUGCAGAAGCAUGCCGAAGCGACACAUCUGUUAGCUGCAGCAACUGCAGGACGCUGCAGCUGCAGCAAGCAGCAGCAGCAGGUGCUGCUGCUGCUGCUGCUGCUGCAGAGACACAGCAGCAGCUCGACGGUACGAGCCCGGCCAGCGAAGAUGAGUGCACACAAGAACCCAGCAGCAGCAGCAGCAGCAGCAGCAGCAGCAGCAGCAGCAACACGGAAGCACGCUGUGAUGUUGCUGCUGCAGAAGCUGCUCUUCCGUCUGCGCAUGACAAUGGAACGAGUGAAGAGAAGCAGCAGCAGCUGCUGCAGCAGCAGCUGCAGCAACAAGUAGAAGCCCUGCAGCAGGAGGCGCAGCAGCAGAAGCAGCGCGCUGACAGCCUGCAGCAGGAGGUAUCUCGGCUGGAGCUGCAGCAGCAGCAGCACGAGCAGCAGCAGCAGCAGCUGCAGCAGCAGCAGAAACUGCUGCAGCAGCAGCAGCAAGACCUUGAGGCCCAUCGGCAGCAAGCGCGUUCGCUCCUCCUGAGUAAAGAAGCAGCACUGGAGAAGCUGCGGCAACGAUUGCAGCUGCUGCAGCAGCAGCAGCAGCAGCAACAGCAGCAGCAGCAGGAGCAGCAGCAACAGGAGGAGCUGCAGGACGCUGCUGAAUCGCCUCAGCAUCAGGCGCUGCUUCAAAAGCAACGACAGCUGGAAGCCCUGCAACAGCAGCACGACUUGCUGCUGCAGCAACAAGACGAGCAGCAGCAGCAGCUGCUGCUGCUGCAGCAGGAGGUCAUACGUUUAAAGCGAGAUGCUGGGCAGCCCGAACUCUUGAAUGGCAGCAACGGCAGCAACAGCAACAGCAGCAGCAACAGCAACAGCAGCAGCAACAGCAACUGCAGCAGCAGCAGACCGCCACCGCCGCCUCCUGAGGGGCCCCCUCCCUCGUCAGUUCAGGGGCCCCACACAGUUCAAACAACUAACGGCAGCAGCAGCAGCAGCAGCAGCACCAACAGCAGCAGCAGCACCAACAGCAGCAGCACCACCAAGAGCAGCAGCAGCGGCAGCAGCAGCAACCAGCAGCAGGAGUAUCUGAAGCACGUGCUGCUAAAGUAUAUUAUAUAUAAACAAAGAGGCGAUCCUGCAGCGCAGCAGCUGCUGCCAGUCAUAAGCUCGCUGCUGCAGCUUAACAGCGAAGAGCAGCAGCUGCUGCUGCAGCAAGAGGCUAACACGUGGUGGCCUGCGUAG
Messenger RNA from Eimeria acervulina, 2343 nucleotides. RefSeq lists its product as hypothetical. The transcript has a single exon. The record is from RefSeq and is a predicted model, not a curated record. Lineage: Eukaryota; Apicomplexa; Conoidasida; Eucoccidiorida; Eimeriidae. The coding region runs from base 1 to 2343 and encodes 780 amino acids.